UUAGAUAUUUGAAUUUGAGGGAUAACAACAAUUACAGAAAUACGCGUUCAACAACUAGAAGUUUCUACCAAUUGAGCUGUAUUAGCGGGUUCUAUAAGGACAUCAACGAUAUACCAAUAUAAUAUUCAUUUCCGCUUUGUCCAGUACCCCCACUGUGUGUGCUCAUACUAGACUGAGAUUGAAAGUGUACAGAGAAUAGCAAAUUUGUUGUGUUGUUUAUUUUUUUUUGGGGUUCCAUUUUUGCUUAAUAAGUUAGCAAGUACGACGACUGGUCCAAGCCAAUAAGAGAAAGCAAACUUGCAGCACUAUAUAUAUUUCUGCUAGAGACGUUGUGCGCCAGAUAGAGAAUUAAAGGACAAGAGAAAGAACCCACAUAUCCAAUAUGCCUGACGUGAACGAAUAUGUCCUUGACCGGGUUACGGAGAAUAUUUCAUCGGUAACCUCUGCUAUGGUGGUUAGAGAAUACAAACAAAUCGGAGAAGGUGCAUUUGGUACGGUAGUUGAGGCUGUCCUCCGUCCAUACGAUGGGCCCACUGACCAGUGGCUUGGUCCAUUUGCCAUCAAAAGGGUCCCGGCACAAACGGAAUACAAGAGUAGAGAAUUAGAGUUACUUCGUGUGGUUAACCAUCCAAACAUCGUUUCAUUACGAUAUUUCUUUGACAAACCUUCCUCGCUGGACGGUAGGGUAUAUCAAAAUUUGGUGAUGGAAUGUUUACCGUCCAAUCUUCAAAGUGAAAUCAAAUACUAUAAACAAUCUAAAUAUACCAUUCCAUACCCACAUAUGAAGGCAUAUACUUUCCAAUUGGCUCGUGCUAUGUUAUAUUUGCAUGGGUUUGGAAUCCUGCACCGUGAUAUUAAACCGUCAAACAUUUUGGUUGACCCAAGCACAGUAACUCUUAAAAUAUGUGAUUUUGGAUCUGCCAAGAAAUUGGAACCAAAUCAACCUUCAGUAUCGUACAUUUGUUCACGAUACUAUCGAGCACCAGAAUUGAUUGUUGGAUGUUCCAUAUACACCACCAAGAUUGAUGUAUGGGGAUUGGGAUGUGUAGUUGCAGAAAUGUUCCUUGGUAAACCAAUUUUCCAAGGUCAAUCACCGGAAUUACAAUUGAAAGAAAUUAGUAAAUUACUUGGACCUCCACCAAAGACAUUCUUCUUUAAAAGUAACCCUCAUUAUCGCGGAGAAAUGUUUUCAAAUAAACUCUUUUCAUGCACAGUAGAGGAAAGAUUUGAACAAAUCUUCAGUAAUUCUCCACCAGAUGCAAUUGAUUUACUUUUAAAGAUCUUGGUUUAUGACCCAGCCCAAAGAGCUAGUCCAAGAAGAAUAUUGGUACAUCCAUUCUUCCACGAAUUGAAACGUGAAAAAUUCCAAGUAUAUCCAAGAGGAGCAACUGAACCAGUUACAUUAAAUUUAUUCAAUUUUAGUAAUUAUGAACUUGAACUUCUUGGAUCGUUGAAGGAUGAACUUUUGAUGACCAAUUGAGGAAAUUUGAUUGAGAUAUGGUGAUGUGAUUGGGUUUACUUCUAGAUUACUUUCCGGUGCUUGUUGCAUAAUUUUGAAUGAGCAAGAGGUGUUUAAUUAGAGAUUGGCUGUUUGAUUGCGAGAGAGAGAAUUUCAGAUACAGAGUAGAGAGACUGAAAGUAAAGGAGUAAAGUUGGCGAGAAUGAUUAUAUUAGUUAAUAAGUUGAGAUUGAUGAAGG
Messenger RNA from [Candida] anglica, 1698 nucleotides. The record is from the annotation of a GenBank genome assembly. Lineage: Eukaryota; Fungi; Ascomycota; Pichiomycetes; Serinales; Debaryomycetaceae.